Molecule: messenger RNA, 1853 nt
Organism: Lolium rigidum
Lineage: Eukaryota; Viridiplantae; Streptophyta; Magnoliopsida; Poales; Poaceae
Product: protein DETOXIFICATION 16-like
Exons: 8
Coding region: 60-1601 (513 amino acids)
Biological process (GO): xenobiotic detoxification by transmembrane export across the plasma membrane
Cellular component (GO): membrane
Molecular function (GO): antiporter activity; xenobiotic transmembrane transporter activity
Source: RefSeq, a predicted model, not a curated record
AGCAAGGCGAGGUGUAGCUCCACGCCGCCUCAACCUGUAGAAACAAGAAGAGAUCCUCCAUGGAAUUAAGCAUGGAGCGGCCGCACCCCAGCCCUAGCGGCAAAGGCACGGCCCUACUGCAGCAGGUGGCGAGCGAGGCGAAGAAACAGGUCCGGCUUGCGGUGCCUCUCAUCGUGGGAUGCCUCCUGCAGAACGUAAUCCAGAUGAUCUCCGUGAUGUUCGUGGGGCACCUCGGCGAGCUCGCGCUGGCCAGCGCCUCCAUGGCCACCUCAUUCGCCAUUGUCACCGGCUUCAGCUUUCUGACUGGAAUGUCGUGCAGCCUGGAGACGCUGUGCGGGCAAGCCUUCGGGGCAAGCCAGGACCGCAUGCUCGGGGUGUACACGCAGCGGGCAAUGGUGGUGCUUGGCCUGGCGAGCGUCCCGAUCGCCGUGGUGUGGGCGAACACGGGCUGGAUCCUGCUCCGGCUGGGGCAGGACCCGGAGAUCGCGGCGGGCGCCGGGCUGUACAUCCGGUGGAUGCUCCCGUCGCUGCUCUUCUAUGGGUGGCUGCAGUGCCACGUCCGGUUCCUGCAGACGCAGAAGAUCGUGGUGCCGAUGAUGGUCAGCUCCGGCGUCACCGCGGCCAUCCACGUGCUGGUGUGCUGGGCGCUGGUGUACAAGCUGGGCAUGGGGAUCAAGGGAGCGGCGGUGGCUAAUGCCAUCUCCUUCCUCGUCAACGUAUCCAUACUCGCCCUCUACGUCAGGCUCUCCACGUCCUGCAAGACCACCUGGACGGGGUUCUCCUGCGAGGCGUUCCACGACAUCCCAGCCUUCUUGAAGCUCGCUGUCCCAUCUGCGAUGAUGGUCUGCAUGGAGUGGUGGUCGUUCGAGGUCAUGGUGCUACUUGGUGGCCUUCUACCUAAUCCCAAACUCUCCACGGCCGUGCUCUCCAUCUGCUUGAACACCAAUUCCAUAGUGUGUACGGUCCCGAACGGACUCUCUUCCUCCAUAAGCACGCGCGUGUCCAACGAGCUCGGAGCGGGGCGACCUCGCGCAGCCCUUCUGGCUGCCCGUGUUGUCAUGCUGUUGGCAUUUCUGGUAGGAACUUCGGAAGGCAUUCUCUUGAUCCUAGUGCGAAACCUGUUGGGUCUUGCCUACAGCAAAGACCAGGAGGUUGUUGCCUAUGUUGCCAAGAUGAUGUUCAUCUUGGCACCCUCGGUCCUGUUUGACGGCCUCCAGUACGUUCUGUCAGGCCGACAUUUUGUUGUCUCAGAGAUCCUACAUGUGACACAUAUUGGUAGGGAUUUACAGGCAUUGUUAGGGGCUGCGGACGACAAAAGAUUGGUGCUCUCGUCAACUUCGUUGCAUACUAUCUCCUUGGUAUUCCUGCAGCGCUUGUUUUCACCUUCGUCUGUCAUCUGGGCGUACUGGGGCUUUGGUUGGGAAUACUCAUCGGAAUGGUCGCACAGAUGUUGUUGCUUCUCGUCAUUUCCUUUGGCACCAACAAUUGGGAAAAACAAGCAAUCGAUGCAAAGGACAGAAUUUUCACUUCAUCGCCAACAAAGCCAUGAUCAAAGACAUCACAUAACAUCCGCAAGACUUCACGUGUGUUAUAUUUUGUGAUCCAAAUUCAUAAGAAGGCUAACUUCUGACGAACGGAACGAGACCUGUCGAAGAUAGGCUUGGGCCAAAGCGGAGCGGGGUCCAAAGUUAGCCCACAACGUGUUCCAAUCUAGGGUUUAACUCCUCCUUGAGACACAUUCAUUCUUGUAGCAUGAAUUUCAAUAAUCUCCCGAACAACAAACAAAACACAUGUUGGCGUCAACAACCACUUGGGAUAAGAAGUUAUACCAACCAAAUUCGAGCAAAGCUCAA